Messenger RNA from Branchiostoma belcheri (Belcher's lancelet), 834 nucleotides. Its product is annotated as gamma-crystallin M1-1-like. Lineage: Eukaryota; Metazoa; Chordata; Leptocardii; Amphioxiformes; Branchiostomatidae. The coding region runs from base 130 to 834 and encodes 234 amino acids. The transcript is spliced from 6 exons. The record is from RefSeq and is a predicted model, not a curated record.
UAGCGAGCCAACACCUCCAUCGGUCCCCCGAUCUCUCACCGCAACACCUCCACCGGUCUCCCGAUCUCUCACCGCUGCACCUCCGCCGGUCUCCCGAUCUCUCACCGCUGCACCAACUAACCGUACAUCAUGUCGUGUGACGUGGCUUGUGAUCCAAAGAAUAGGAUCUCUUGCUACACUGAGAAUAACUUCAAUGGAGAUGAAACCAUCUACAAAGCAGACACGAAAAGCGCCCCACCUGGAAGAAACACAUGUCACUCCAUAGACGUGGAUAAUGGGGAGUGGUUGGUCUACACCCAUGACUUUUACCAGGGAACAACAGUACUCCUGAAACAGGACUACUACACUGAUGAUGCGAGCAUCCGUGGCAACAUCCGUGGCAAUGGCACUUGGGAUAGUCAGGCCCGCUCUGCUCGUCCUGUCAGGCAACAUGCCAUCACCCUGUUCGACAAGUACUUCUACUGCGGAGCUACGAAAACCUACCGCGAGAGCAACAACGAUGCCCAGAUGCAGGACUGCCGCUCCUUCAUAAUUCGUGACGGCUGGUGGAAGCUGUUCCCUCUUGGGCGCUACAAAGGUGAAUACAAAUUCACUAACGGCAUUUUUGGGCCAGGCGAGUACAACUUGCCCAACAUUGUGUUCAGAGUUCGUACUCGCACUGCUACGAAACAGUUCUACAGCUUCGACCCUCACAUGCUGGACACUCCUAAAGCACAUGUGGAAUCCUUCAAGGGCAGCCUGCAGUACCAAGGGCCUGUCCUGUGGAACAGUCUCGCUGCUGAUCAGCGGAAACUGACGUCAACAUUAGCAUUUAGAAAGAAAAACAGACUGUAG